This is a messenger RNA of Parathielavia appendiculata, 1596 nucleotides long. RefSeq names its product phosphoglycerate mutase-like protein. Gene Ontology annotation, biological process: dephosphorylation. The transcript is spliced from 2 exons. Gene Ontology annotation, molecular function: phosphatase activity. The coding region runs from base 1 to 1596 and encodes 531 amino acids. NCBI's taxonomy places the organism in Eukaryota, Fungi, Ascomycota, Sordariomycetes, Sordariales, Chaetomiaceae. The record is from RefSeq and is a predicted model, not a curated record.
AUGCACGGUGACCACAUACCGCUCGCAGUAUCGGACCACGCCAAACUCACGGCGCUGGGUGCACACCAGCUGUAUGACCAGGGAGCGGCCUUCCGCAACCGCUAUGUUCGUCCCUCACGCCAUGAGGACUUCGUCGGCCUUGUCGGCAUCCAAUCGAAGGCGAUCGAUAACUCACAGCUCUAUGUCGAGUCGUCUACGGACGAAUGCUCCGCGGCCAGUGCCCUCGCAUUCAUGCAGGGACUCUAUCCUCCAUGGCCAUACACGACCUGCGACCUUGGCAUCCCGGAAUACAUCCAGACAGGCAACGACUCGAUUCUGAAUUACCCUCUGUGUGGCUACCAGUACCCCAACGUCAGGACCAUUUCGCCCCAUUAUGACCAAGACGCAAUCUGGAGCCAUGGCCAUCACACGUGCAAGAAGCACCAAGAGUCACUGCAAGCGUUUCCCGGCAACCCCGCGGCGGACUUGACUUACCAGCAAACCAAGGGGUUCUACACCGGCCUGUGGGACAAGAUCUUCUGCGAUGCCUUCUCUCCCUCGCAGUGCAAUUUCUACCACGCCCACGAAUUGUACGAGUACGCUGCAUACCGUUGGAAUCACGACGGGCAGUCUCAUUCGCUCAUCACUCGCGGCGAUCUGGAGCAGCUGCGGGAACUCGCCUGGCUCGAGCAGGUUCUCAAACACGCUGCCCCCACGACUGGACCCCAAGGUGAAGACGACAAGUCCUCAUGCAUCGCCGCCCGCACGCUUGCAACAAGGGUCUUCAGUCAGUUUUCCGAAAACGUUAAGUCGUGUGGCAAGCACAACAAGUUGAACCUGGCCUUCACCUCGCAUGAGCCGUUCCUGGCCUUUUUCGCUCUCGCAAACCCCGACGGCGCAGAGUUCUCACGGCUCCCCGAGCCCGGAGCGGCGCUGAUCUUUGAGCUAUUCUCUGUGGAUUCGACCCUGGCCGACCGUUACGGUCACCUCGAUUCUUCCAGCAACCAUGAUUCUUACAACAACGCCGGCUGCUGCGACGACCACUCCUGCAACAGCAAUUCCUGCGACAGCAACUCCUGCGACCUCGGCUCUUGCAACAACGACAAAUCCUCUAAUAACAACUUUGGUGGAAAUGACCGCAGUGAGCAGGGCUCCAUCUCCCGCGGCCCUUUUGGACGCCGCAGCUACGAUGGCGGCAGCAUUGACGGUAUUGGCAAUGAAAAGGCCGGCUCUUACAACAACGUGCCGCUCCACCAGGUGCCCCUCAAGUCAUUCCCGGCAAGCAACCAUCAGGGCGAUGACCACGCCUUUUGCCCGUCUCCCGAGGAGCUCUACGUCCGCGUCCUCUAUCGGCCCAGCACGGGUCCUUCCGCCCAGGUGGUCCCCGUGCCCCUCUUUGGCAAUCAGUCGACGAUGCAUUUCAAGCACUUCAGUGAGGCGAUGCGGAUUGUCGGCGUUCGGGACGCGAAUCAAUGGUGCAACCUCUGCAAGGGCGGGCCCAAGUUCUGUGCCUCGACCGUCGUCGGGGGCGACCAGGAGAAUUUGGGCGGUAUUCUCGGCGUGAGCGGCGCAGCGGUGGCGAUUGCGCUCGCCCUCGCCAUUGGAUUACUGGUUUGA